Molecule: messenger RNA, 1355 nt
Organism: Castor canadensis (American beaver)
Lineage: Eukaryota; Metazoa; Chordata; Mammalia; Rodentia; Castoridae
Source: RefSeq, a predicted model, not a curated record
GCCAUGAUUUGCCUGUGGUUACACUUAGAAGAGCCAGGGCUUUAAACACUUAAGCUUAAGUCUGGUUUCCAUUUUUUCAUUUGUUUUCUAAUACAGAUGAGUGGUUCAGGGAAAGUUUUCCUUAAAAUGUAGUUAAUCCCAGUUAAUACGUAGAUUCCUUUAAACCUCCCUCUAUUAUACUUUUUUUGGUGAUACUACAUAAAUCACUUAGUAAAAUAUGAACUCUUUGCUUUUAAUAUGGUGAGUUUUAAAGUAUUCUUUUAUUAGGGAACAAAGAAUGGUCAAGAGAGUGGCGUUGAAAUUGGAAUUGACACAAUUCAGUUUGGUGCUCCAGCGUCAAAUGGAAGUGAAAAUGAAAUUGUUCCUGUUCUUUCGGAAAAAUCCACUGACAAAAUACCUGAACCUAAAGAGCAACGGCAGAAACAGCCACGUGCAGGGCCUAUCAAAGCCCAGAAGCUUCCAGAUCUGAGUCUAGUAGAAAACAAAGAAUAUAAACCUGGUCCCAUUGGAAAGGAACGUUCAUUAAAAAACAGAAAAGUAAAAGAUGCCCAACAGGUGGAGCCAGAAGGACAAGAGAAGCCAAGCCCCGCUACUGUUAGAAGUGCAGAUCCUGUCACAACAAAGGAAACCAAAGCAGUCUCAGAAAUGUCUGCUGAAAUAGGAACGAUGAUCUCUGUGUCUUCUGCAGAAUAUGGCACUAAUGCAAAGGAGUCUGUAACUGACUAUACUACACCUUCUUCUUCUCUGCCUAACACUGUGGCUGCUAAUAAUGCAAAGAUGGAAGAUACUUUGGUUAAUAAUGUUCCCCUGCCCAGUACCCUGUCCCUCCCUAAGAGGGAGACUAUGCAGCAAAGCUCUAGCCUAACUUCAGUUCCUCCUACUACCUUCAGCCUCACCUUCAAGAUGGAGUCUGCACGCAAGGCAUGGGAGAAUUCUCCAAAUGUAAGGGAAAAGGGAUCUCCAGUAUCUUCCACAGCACCUCCAAUUGCAACUGGUGUUAGCAGUAGUGCCAGUGGACCAAGCACUGCUAAUUACAGUUCAUUCUCAAGUGCAUCGAUGCCUCAUAUUCCUGUGGCUUCCGUCACUCCUACAACAUCACUAUCAGGAGCUGGUACAUAUACUACCUCUUCUUUGAGCACAAAAUCUACAACCACAUCUGAUCCCCCUAAUAUUUGUAAAGUGAAACCCCAACAAUUACAGACCAGUAGCCUGCCUUCUGCGAGUCAUUUUUCACAAUUAAGCUGUAUGCCUUCCCUUAUUGCCCAGCAACAACAGAGUCCGCAAGUUUAUGUGUCUCAGUCUGCAGCAGGUAAAAUUUUUAGAUUUGAUUAUUAAAAAUUUAGGAAGUGAAGACA